Messenger RNA from Eurytemora carolleeae, 2148 nucleotides. RefSeq names its product transient receptor potential cation channel subfamily V member 6. Gene Ontology annotation, molecular function: calcium channel activity. Gene Ontology annotation, biological process: calcium ion import across plasma membrane. The record is from RefSeq and is a predicted model, not a curated record. The transcript has 19 exons. The coding region runs from base 46 to 2031 and encodes 661 amino acids. Gene Ontology annotation, cellular component: membrane. NCBI's taxonomy places the organism in Eukaryota, Metazoa, Arthropoda, Copepoda, Calanoida, Temoridae.
UGUUACGGUAACUUCUUCACUUGUGAUGAUCAGAAAAAGUUCCGAAUGGAUACUACAGAGCAGGAGGAGGUCUUACUUCCACUCAAAACUAAUUAUCAGGGAUACGUUGCUUGGGGGGAGUAUCCUCAUAACUUUGCAGCUGUUCUUGGUCAGGAGGAAUGUUACCGAUUGAUCCUGGCUAAAGGUGGAAACCACGAUUUCCAAGAUAUAAACGGGAACACUGUCGCGCAUAUACUGGUUGUAUUCGAUAAUAUGAAGAUGUUUGAUAUGGCAGUAGAGUGCGGAGCGGCGAUCAAUAUAGAAAACAAGAUGGGGCUAACUCCUUUAACCAUGGCGGCUUAUUUAGCAAGAAUGGAUAUGUUCUUCCAUAUUGCAAGUAUUGAACGGGAAGUAUACUGGCAGAUUGGAAAUGUGACUUGCUCGGCUUAUCCUCUUAAAUACCUUGACACUAUACACUCGGAGACUGGUGAGCUGCAGGUCAACUCUGCUCUCAACCUGAUCGUAUUCGGACCAAAUCUCGACCUUAUCGAGUACGUCAUCGUCGACCUCCUCAACGUCAAGUAUAAAAGCUUUAUCAGGAAGGUGUUUAUGCGCCAGUUCAUCGUAUUUCUCUGUUUCCUGCUGUUGUCCGUGUUUGUGUUCGUGACCCGGCCCGGUCCUCCACCUUCCACCCGGCCUUGUGAUUUCAACGCUACAGCUCUCAUGUAUUCAAACUCAACAGAUUUGAACUCGACGCUUCUGGGUCGGGUUGGUUUGGAUGUGGAAGGUUCUGGAAUGGAUUUGGUUGGCUCCGGACUGGAUUAUGUUUUGGAAAAUUUAACAGAUUUUCUCUCUCUUCUUGAAACCAACAGCAAUGCAACAGCGGGACUUCUCCUCAACAGCAACAGCAGUAGCACAAACUCAACAUCAUUGAAAAAGGUGUCUGGAAAAAAGUGUAAAAUUCCGGAAGAUGAAAAAGAUUACUGUUAUCUGCAAUCUUAUGAAACUACUUUCGAACAGGUUAGGGUUGGAUGUGAGAUGGUUCUGGUGGUCUGGUCUCUAGGCUAUCUGCUCAGUGCUCUCCAUGAGCUCUCAUUCCUCGGAUGGAAGAUGUUUAAAGAGAACCUUGGCAUGUGUCCAUCAAGAUGCUUGUUUCUAACUGCCUGUUUUCUCUGUCUGAUUUGUGUUCCUGCUAGAAUAUUUUGCUACUCAGGGUUAGAGGAUAGAUUAUCUAUCUGCAUAAUGGGAUUUACUGGAUUCUACAUGCUCUUCUUCUGUAGAGGAUUUAAACUGGUUGGUCCUAUGGUUAUUAUGAUCUAUAGAAUGCUGGCUCAAGACUUGGCAAAGUUUGGAAUAGUUUUCUUUAUAUUUCUGAUGGCAUUUUCUCAGGCGCUGUACAUGGUGUUCCAAAGUUUUCACUUUACAACUGAAAACGAUGAAUUGGCGGCAAAAAUAUUAGAAAAUCAAGGAAACUGCCCUAGUGGGGAGGAGGACUGUCUAGAGAACCCUAUGCCUACUCCUAUUGAAAGUAUAAUAAUGGCAUUUAUGAUGUCUAAUGGAGAUCUCGACGGUGUAUGGCAAUCUCUACCCUUCACCUCACAUGCAUUAAUUGGAAAGAUCCACUGGGCACUGUUUGUUAUGAUUGUAUAUCUUCUUCUUCUUAAUCUUCUAAUUGCUAUGAUGGGAGAUACUUAUGCAAAGACUGUUCUGAUCACAGAGCGAGGAAUAGCUCCGAAGGAAAGGCUUCGACAGCAGGAUGCUUACUGCGAUAUCAACAGUUUUGGAGAGAAGGCUCUUGUAAUGAAACAGUUUCUGUCUGAUGAGAAGGUUGAAGAGAUAAAUGAGAUUAUAGAGAUGAAGAUUACUCACAGGAAGAAUAUUGAUAGAAGACGAGCUAAGUUUGGAUAUGAAUCUGUUUCUAAGAUGGGGCUAAAUAUGGUCGGAGCUUCUGUAAUAGUUCCGGAUUCAUCGGAUGGUACUGAACCUGAAAAUCCAUACGAAGACGAGCCAACAAUCAACAAAUCAGCGCUAAUGGGAGAUUUCGAGCAAUAAAUCAACUCUGUUGGGAGAUAUCGAGCAAUAGAUCAAAUCUGUUGGGAGAUAUCGAGCAAUAGAUAAAAUCUGUUGGGAGAUAUCGAGCAAUAAAUUAACUCUGUUGGGAGAUAUCGA